Anarrhichthys ocellatus (wolf-eel) is the source of this 966-nucleotide messenger RNA. It is a transcript of the gene pimreg, whose product is annotated as PICALM interacting mitotic regulator. Lineage: Eukaryota; Metazoa; Chordata; Actinopteri; Perciformes; Anarhichadidae. The transcript has 5 exons. Bases 67 to 939 code for a protein of 290 amino acids. The record is from RefSeq and is a predicted model, not a curated record.
AAAGGAACAACAGCAACAGGCUGAAGCAGACGAUCCUCACAACGGGUACUUUUUAGCUCAGUCAACAUGGCGUCUUCAAUAAUGGACGUAGUGGGUAAAGCUGUGGUGGGAGUGUGGCGGGCGCACACGGUCCUGGACGAGUCCGACGGUGCGGAGAGCCCCCAGGAAGCCCCCGACCGUUUCCGCAAGCUUCGCUCUUCAUCUUCACUCAACUCUCUGCGGAUGUCUUUGCGCAAGCGGCUCCCGCUGCGCUCUGUCCAGACCGGCUCCCUCCCAGAAAACCCAACUUGGGAAACCCAGAAGGAGCAGCCGAAGCCCAACGCAGUCCGCCAACUUACACGCAGUGCUCGGAACUCCGUCACUGACGUAUAUCAGAGGCUGCAGAGGACAAGAGAGUUUUCCCGUGAGGAGUGUUUGGUGGCGACCCCGGGUCGGACGUGUGAUGGGGAAGAACCGGGUGCGUCGACUUCUCGCACCCCGAGACGCACGCCGGGCCGAGCUGCAACACCCAGACGCACCCACAGAUCAGGGGCCACACCUGGACGCACCCCUGGCUCCAGAGGAAGGAGGACUCCUGAGGCUGGAGUACGAGGGGUGAAGAAGAGAGGAGGCCGGAGGCAGCUGGUCCGCAUGGCCGCGUUACAAAGUCCCUUCGCCUCCCCCAACACACAGAACCAAAGGAGAAAGUUUGACAGCGAUCUGGACUCGGUGUCCAGUGGGAUCAGGAGGCUCAAACAUCUGUCCAAGGCCUUUGACAACAUAAUUGGCAGAGACAACGGGUCCAGUACAAGGGACCGUUCUGGAGGAGCCGUGAUGAGAAAGUUGGACCCCAGCGGUAAACUGAGUCGCUCAAACCUCACACGUCGAGCCUCGAACCUCUCGAACACGCUGGGGAGUUGGACCCACACGGCUGUGAACACGAUCCGUAAACCCAACUGAGCUACAUGUCUGUAUGUAAAACACGGG